Molecule: messenger RNA, 1325 nt
Organism: Nelumbo nucifera (sacred lotus)
Lineage: Eukaryota; Viridiplantae; Streptophyta; Magnoliopsida; Proteales; Nelumbonaceae
Product: Methyltransferase family protein
Source: RefSeq, a predicted model, not a curated record
AAUACGGCCCAUUAUCAUCGUCGCCCCGCCAUGCUUCUUCACCUUCAACUUAACCUGUGAAGUAAAAUGGGUGAAGAAACACAGUAUUUCUCCAAGGAUUUCGAGUGGGAGGAACUCAGAGAAGAGAUCGAGAACGAUUUGUCUCUUCGACAUCAUCUACUUCCCUUCGAUCCCUCUGCUCCCUCUCCAUCUUUGUCUCUUUCGAACGAGUCGGAAGCAUGGAAGAGCUUCCACAAUCGCCACUCUACAGGGAGGUUCUUCAAGGAAAGGCGGUAUUUGUUGAAGGAAUUUCCUGAACUACUCACGUGUGAUGCGGAUUCCAAGGUUUUGGAGGUGGGAUGUGGGAAUGGGAGCACUGUCCUGCCCAUUUUACGUGGAAAACAGAUUAUUACUGUUUAUGCAUGUGACUGUAGCAUGGAGGCUCUUGAGAGGGCUAAGGAUAUUAUUUGUACAACUGAUGGACUCUCAAUAGAACAUCGUUUCCAUCCAUUUUUAUGUGAUCUUUCUUUGAAUGGAUUUCCGAAGUGGUUGAUCUGUGAUUUUUGCAGAAAACCUUCCCCACAUAAGCCAAACGAUUUUUGUCUAUCAGAUGCUAAUAAGAAUAAAGAAGUGAGUAUGGAUAGGAUAUCCUCUGAAGGAGGACAAUGUUGCAUUGGUGGAGUGGAUUUUGUCACCUUGAUAUUCACAUUGUCAGCCAUGCCAUUUCAAAAGAUGCCAAAAGCCAUUGCAAAAUGCAUUUCAGUCUUGAAGCCUGGUGGGCUUCUCUUAUUCAGGGAUUACGGCCUUUAUGAUAUGACUAUGCUUCGAUUUCCGCCAGAGAGAAGAGUGGGGUUUAGAGAGUACAUGCGUUCUGAUGGCACCCUUUCUUAUUUCUUCUCUUUGGAUACUGUGAGGAACCUUUUUGUCAGUGCAGGAUUCAUUGAGCUUGAUCUGGAAUACUGUUGCAUUAAGUCAGUGAAUCGGCGAAAUGAAAAACACAUGCGAAGAGUUUGGGUUCACGGAAAGUUCCAGAAGCCCAUACAAAGCUGUCCUUCCUCAGCUCCUCAUUGAGGUUUGAUGAAACAAGAUCAAAUGCCACCAAGCAAUCUAUGCAAUGUUUUGUUAUAUUUGGUUGAAUUGCAUUUAAUAAUUUUCUUUUAUAUUUUCCUAUUACGUAUACUUUCUUUCUUUUCCUUGCUCUUUUCCCUUGAUAUCAAUUAAAUAACAUAUAACUUUUUUGUAUAAAUGCUUGAAUAUUUCUUCGUUUUUUUGGAACUUGGAUGGAAUUCUGGGUUUCAUUGGUUGCUUGCAAAGUGAAGUGAGAUAAACAAAAUGUUCAAAUUUUC